Messenger RNA from Exophiala dermatitidis NIH/UT8656, 1023 nucleotides. RefSeq names its product CDP-diacylglycerol-glycerol-3-phosphate 3-phosphatidyltransferase. Gene Ontology annotation, molecular function: cardiolipin synthase activity. Lineage: Eukaryota; Fungi; Ascomycota; Eurotiomycetes; Chaetothyriales; Herpotrichiellaceae. The coding region runs from base 1 to 1023 and encodes 340 amino acids. The record is from RefSeq and is a predicted model, not a curated record. The transcript has 3 exons. Gene Ontology annotation, cellular component: membrane; mitochondrion. Gene Ontology annotation, biological process: cardiolipin biosynthetic process.
AUGCCGGGUGUCAAGGUUACGCACGCCGUCGCAUGGACGAGGUCUCUGCAGAGCCAGACAGCGGCUUCCACCCGCCGUUGGCGGUGGUGGUGGCAGGUUCGCAAGGCUUCGACACAGUCAACGGAAACAAGCCGGCCGUCGGAGCAGAUCCAGGCCAGCAGCAGCAGCAGCAGCACUAGGUCAAACUCCAACACCUCCGAUUCAACAGCAACCACAUCAACUCCCACGCCCACGUCCACGCCCUCGUCACCCUCGGCGGCGACCACGCCUACAAAAGACAAAUUAAAAAAGCUCAUCCCCAAGCUACGACAACCAGUGCAACACGAAAACAUCUACACCGUCCCGAACAUUUUAACAUUCACCCGACUGCUCGCCGCCCCGGCGGUAGGGUACUUUAUUCUGCACGCGCAACCGGUGUGGGCGCUAUCGCUAUUCUUCUACGCCGGCGUCACCGACAUGGUAGACGGAUACCUGGCGCGCAAGUAUAAUGCACAAACGGUAGUGGGGACCGUAAUCGACCCGAUGGCGGACAAGGCACUGAUGACGAUCGCGGUGGUGACGUUGACCAUGAACGGCACCUUCCCACUAUGGCUGUCCGUUAUCAUUCUCGGGCGCGACGUCGCAUUGGCCAUUUCGGCCAUCUAUUUCCGUUGGAUCUCACUGCCUCCGCCCAAGACCAUGGCGCGCUACUGGGAUUUCAGUUUGCCGUCGGCCGAGGUGCACCCUACUGAGAUCUCGAAGAUCAACACGUUCCUGCAACUGCUGCUGGUGGGCAAUGCCAUGUUGUUGCCGGUACUUCCCGAGGCUCUGGUGAACGCGUACAAUCUCACUGGCAUAUUUGAGGGGUGGCAGUACCUCGUUGCCGGGACCACGGUGUGGAGUGGGUUGAGCUAUGUCUCGAACAAGGAUGCUGUCAAGAUCUUGACCACCGAGGAGAUUGAUGCCAGAGCGGAGAAAAGGGAUGCUGAGAGAAACGAGGCCAAGGUCGAGGCUGAGGCUGAUGCCAUGUCCAAAAAGCCUUGA